Molecule: messenger RNA, 1431 nt
Organism: Diutina rugosa
Lineage: Eukaryota; Fungi; Ascomycota; Pichiomycetes; Serinales; Debaryomycetaceae
Exons: 1
Coding region: 1-1431 (476 amino acids)
Molecular function (GO): LPPG:FO 2-phospho-L-lactate transferase activity
Source: RefSeq, a predicted model, not a curated record
AUGCGGUUGGCAGUGUUUUCGGGAGGCACCGCCACCAAUGAGCUUGUGGGGCUCUUUGGCGAGAUUUUUCCGCAGAUCACCUAUAUCAUCCCUAUCUCCGAUAACGGCGGGUCCACCAGCGAACUCAUCCGCGUCAUUGGCGGGCCGGCAAUUGGCGAUAUACGGUCACGGCUCACGAGACUUAUCCCGCCCCACCAAGACCGACUCCGCAAUCUCUUGAGUUUCCGACUAUCAAAAGACCCCAAGGAUGCCAAGGACCAGUGGGCAGAUAUUGUCGAUGGCACCCACCCGAUCUGGCAGGGUAUUCUUCCGUCGACUAAGGAGUUGAUCCGGUCGUUUUUCAUCCACGUAAACGUCGAGCUUUUGAAGCGACUGCGCCCGCCCUCCGCCGCCAAUGCCACUAAGCUGUACCGGUUUGAGUUGGCCAAUCUCGGUAACCUUUUCUUGACCGGGGUACGUCUAUUUGUGGGCUCGUUGGACUCGGCAAUUGAGCUCUUUAGCCGCAUCACUGGUAUCGAUCCUAACGUCGAAGUGUUUCCCUGCAUUAACACCAACUUCUCCUACCACAUUCUGGCAUUAUUAGAGAAUGGCAACAUCAUCACCGGGCAGCUGCAAAUCUCGCAUCCGUCGCUCACUACUGCUCCUGACGUGUACCCUCCGCCAUUCUCUAACACCCAACCACCCCUGCCGCAAAUUAUGGCCCUGACGCCUGACAUACUGUCACCACCAGUGCUAGAGUUUGGCAUUGAGUCAGAUUCAUUAAUCAUGACACCGUCCACUCCUGCUCCGCAGAUCAACGUGGUGUCACCAGCAAGACGCUUGUCAGAAGGCUCAGUUCUAUCAUCAGAUGAUGAAGCGGGUAAUCUCCCUCAGUAUAUCCAUCCUGAGCUCAAAAAGUCUCAGCUUCACUUUUCUAAAUGUGAAGAUACACCAUUAUUGUCGCCGAUCAAGCGGAUAUUCUACAUUCUGCCUUAUGGUCAAGAAAUCUGUCCUAUUGGUUACGCUCGCGCUACAGCACUGGUGACUAAUUGUGAUGUAUUGGUGUACUCGAUUGGCUCGCUCAUGACCCUGAUUGUGCCCAUCAUUAUUCUCCGAAACAUGGGUAAGGCCAUCGUCACCGGUCCCGCUCGUAAGAUCCUUUUACUCAAUGGAUGUACCGAUCGAGAAACUGCCGGCAUGGCAGGCGAAGACUUUGUACGCGCCAUUGUCGACGCUGCCCGCUAUCUGAUUGACAAUCUGAAGCUGGCCGUACACCUUACGGGACAAUGGGACCAGUUCGUCACCGACAUCGUCUACUUAGAGCAUGGGAUUCCCGUCAACACCGAGUUGCUUGAGCACAUGGGAGUGAAGUGCCACCAAGUGGAAGGGCGUGAUGUCUACAACGAGGAGGCGUUGAAGCGGGUUCUUAUACGUCUCACAUCGCCUAAUUAG